GCAGUAACGGUCACUGCUGUCUUCCCGCCUGAGGGGAUGAUGGCGGGAAUGGGGAAUGAGGCAACCUCUCUGAGGACGGACCUGCUCGCUGCCAUGGAGCUGGGAAAUAAAGUGGAACCCCAGAUUGGAGACUUAGUGAAAAGGAUCAAGGCCCUAAUUGAAGAGAAAAGAGUGAACAACGAGGAACUGAAGAAGUUGCAGGCACGGCGAGGAGAAAUGGAGAAGGAACUCGAUGAGUUGAAUCAGGAGAUCUUUCAUCUGGAGGGUGACUUCAACACUAAGGAAGCAAAUUUGAAGAGGCUGCAUUUCCAGUACGAUCAGAGUAAAGCUCAGACUGAGAGACAGCUGGACGUGAGCCGGGAGAGCAAACAAAGAAUUGAGGCGCUAACUGCCCAGAUUGAGGAAGAGAAGCUGAAGAGGAAGAAAGAAAGGAACACAUUUGAGCAGCAACUUGAGGAACUCAUCAGCAAGCACAAGUGGAUGGCUGAAUUUUACCAGACUCCGGCCAGGCUUGAACUGGAGAUGCGGAACAUUGAAAACUCCGAGCAGCAGCUCCUGAGCGAAGAGCGCACAAUGCUGGAGAAGCUGGGCACCCUGGACAAGGAACUGGACUCUCUCCGGCAACGGGGAGCUGCUUCUGACGAGGCCGUCUUCCUGCACAGCAAAGAGGCAAAGUUUACCCACCAACUGUUUGAGGAAGAGAACAAAGCAGUGAAAAGGAUGUUCAGAGAGGUUUCGGAGUGUUCCUCAGAUCUUCAGCAGAUACCAAAGCUAAGCAGGUUUCUGAAGGAACGGGAGGCCAUCGUGCAAGGCGCGGACGGAGACACGGACGAUCGCCAGAAGGAAGCAUGGCAGCCCUAAACAGGAGGACCGUGUGCACACUUGAGAGCUAUCGUGACAGAGAGAGAGAGAGAGCGCGAAAAUAAAAUCCUAGAUGAGUGGUUCCAGUGCUCACAAACACAAGCUCUUGUCAACGUCGGAUGGAACGAACGUGGCACCCAGAAACGAAUGCAUGACCGACAUUGAUUCAGCUUGGUGCCUGGCAAAUAGGAACAUUAAA
This is a messenger RNA of Hemiscyllium ocellatum (epaulette shark), 1060 nucleotides long. RefSeq names its product synaptonemal complex central element protein 1-like. Lineage: Eukaryota; Metazoa; Chordata; Chondrichthyes; Orectolobiformes; Hemiscylliidae. The record is from RefSeq and is a predicted model, not a curated record. The transcript has 12 exons. Bases 37 to 861 code for a protein of 274 amino acids. Gene Ontology annotation, biological process: synaptonemal complex assembly. Gene Ontology annotation, cellular component: synaptonemal complex.